Pecten maximus is the source of this 384-nucleotide messenger RNA. RefSeq names its product protein pxr1-like. The record is from RefSeq and is a predicted model, not a curated record. NCBI's taxonomy places the organism in Eukaryota, Metazoa, Mollusca, Bivalvia, Pectinida, Pectinidae. The transcript has 2 exons. The coding region runs from base 1 to 384 and encodes 127 amino acids.
AUGGCCGUCGACUUGAUACCGAUACUUGCCGAUGCAGAAAACAACCAUGGGGAGCACGAGAGGAGAAAUGGAGUGAAGCAACAAAAGUCAGAAGAAGAGAUACAAAGCGAGGAAGAAGAGGAAACAACGGAACAACCAAUAAAUACAGACACAGAACAGACAGAGGAAAAACGUAAAAAAGAAAAGGCAAAAGAAAAGGAAAAAAAUGAAGGAAAGACAGAAACAGUACAAUUAAACACACUCCAAAAGUAUAUGAAGCCAAGCAGUUUUGGUACUCCUGCUUCUCAACGUGGAAGAAGUCUUUCUAAAAGCAGAACGCCUCCGUCGGCAGCUAAAAGUGAAAAUAAGAAAGCAAAAAAGGCAAAUGAACACGCAAAAUGCUAA